Messenger RNA from Hippopotamus amphibius kiboko, 12497 nucleotides. It is a transcript of the gene TTC33, whose product is annotated as tetratricopeptide repeat domain 33. The transcript is spliced from 6 exons. Gene Ontology annotation, molecular function: protein binding. NCBI's taxonomy places the organism in Eukaryota, Metazoa, Chordata, Mammalia, Artiodactyla, Hippopotamidae. Bases 210 to 998 code for a protein of 262 amino acids. The record is from RefSeq and is a predicted model, not a curated record.
ACUUCUGGGAUUUGUGGUCCCGGGGAAAGGAUUGCGGACGAGAAAGGAGCUGAGAGUUGCCGCGUCCCUGCUCGCUUCUCCGGACGGUUCGGGCGCCCCAGGUCAGCCAACAGCCUUUCUUGGGCGACCUGGCACCUACGGCAAGCAGGUCAGAAGUGGAUUUAUUUAGAAACACACUCCACAGACAGAGUGUGGGCCAUCUCAGCAGAAUGGCUUCCUUUGGAUGGAAAAGGAAGAUUGGUGAGAAGGUCUCAAAGGUCACUUCCCAGCAGUUUGAAGCUGAAGCUGCUGAUGAGAAGGAUACAGUUGAGAAUGAUGAAGGGAACUGGCUUCAUGCCGUUAAACGGAGGAAAGAAAUUCUCCUUGAAGGCUGUGCUGAGAAAAGUAAACAGCUGAAGGACGAAGGAGCCACUUUGGCUGAAAAUAAAAGAUACCGAGAGGCAAUUCAGAAGUGGGAUGAAGCACUACAGUUAACCCCAAACGAUGCUACCCUGUAUGAGAUGAAGUCACAGGUCCUAAUGUCUCUUCAUGAAAUGUUCCCAGCAGUUCAUGCUGCAGAAAUGGCUGUCCAGAGAAAUCCACAUUCAUGGGAAUCUUGGCAAACUUUGGGACGUGCUCAGCUUGGAUUAGGAGAGAUAGUCUUGGCAAUUCGAAGUUUUCAAGUAGCCCUUCACAUCUAUCCAAUGAACCCUGAAAUAUGGAAAGAAGACCUUUCUUGGGCAAGAACGCUCCAGGAGCAGCAGAAGGUAGCACAGAAGAUUAAAAAAAGUGAAGCACCAGCAGACGUAACACAAUUCUCGCCAAAGUCAAUUCCUGACUAUGACUUUGAAAGUGAUGAGAUUGUUGCUGUUUGUGCAGCUAUUGCUGAAAAACAGAAGACUGUUGCAGCAAAUAAAACAAUGGUUAUUGUGUCGGCUUCUGGGACUGUAGAGACUGUGACUGAGGAGGAAGACGGUGCUGCACCACCUGAUGGCUCUGUUUUUAUCAAAGCCCGAUGAAGCUUAGCAGGAGUCAUUUGAAUCUAUCUUUGAUUGAAUCAAAUUUUAGCCAUGGGGGCAUUUAGUCUUGGAGAAACAGGGCAAAACUCCUGUUUAAAAAAUAAGUUUUUCAGAUGAGGCAUAUAAAAAUGGAAGAAGUAUUGUGUAGUGUUUGAAUUAUGCUUUGAUAAGCUACGAUUUCAGCUUCUUAAGGUUAAAACUCUGAGUACAGUGGUUUUUUAAUUAAUAAGCUUAAUUUAAUCCAAAUAUGUAAGUGAAUGCAUUUUAAAGAGACAACUUGAAAAGUAAAUUCUCAAAUAGUGAAUAACUUGAUGGCCAGUGUUAUUAAAAUAUUAACUUGUUGGCUUUUGUUUUAUGAUAAAGGAAGUAGGCUUCUUUCCCUACUAGAAAUAUACUGCUGUUACUAUUCACUCUUCUUUUUCUCUUGUGUCAUUAGAGUAAGUCUGUCACAAAGCUUGAAUCUUUUUGACAUUCAUUUUGAUUCAAAGUUGUCAUUUGGUUAUAUGUGGGAUCCUUGAAAGUUUGGCUUUCAAAAAAUGCAUGCAAAUGUGUACAUUCUGAACAUCUUCUGAUGUUUCUCUUAAUUCUGUUUGUGCUUUUGUUUUGACUUUAUUAUAACAAUGGUAGUUGCCACUUUCAGUGUUUGUUAGAUGUGUGAAAUACUGAUAUAUGUCAAAAUCAUGGUUUUAUUUUUUAAAUUAUUAAAGUAGAUAGAGUAGUCCUUAGCACCAAGGGAGUCAUUUUUAAGAUGUGCAUUUUUAAAAAUGAAUGGCUCUUAUAGAUACAUCAUAACAAAUUGCACUGUUACUGUCCCAGUCAAAAGCAGUAUUUUCUUUUCCUUAUUUUUAAGAUUGAAAACCUUGAAAAUAACUUAUCUCUUGCUAUAACUUUCCAGCUGAUGGUUUGGAAUUCCUUUUCUAGUUAACUUUUCUGGAACUACUCAGUGAAAUGAGAAACAAUCACAAUUUUAAAUAGCUAAAUUAUACCUUUCUAAAAAUUGGGGGAAAAAAAAAGUAGAGAUGUUAUUGAAGUGCCAGUGAGUGGAUGCCUUAGGCACAACAUACAUAGAAACUGACAUGUGAUUUAUGGUUCAAUCCCAUGAGUAGAAAGGAUCUAUUGAAGAAUAUAUUUCAUUGAAAGGCCACAGUCACAUCCACAAAUCAGUUCUGUCAUUGCUAAUAUUAUUUUUAUGCUACGUAUAUUUUAGUACAGUUAAGUAGAACUGCUGGGUACUGUUACUUCUGAAACUCAGGACGCUAUUAUUGGUUUAAAAUUUAUUUUAUCCUUGUUAGGAAGUAAGUUACUUUAUUUUAAGGAAUCUUACCUUACCCUCUGGGAGUAUGUACGUGUGAUGGUCUACAUCAUUGUCUGAGAUGAUUUAAAAACAUUUCUUUUAGUGGAAUGCUUACCUCUUUUCUUCAGAGUUGGAGAAGCCAGCAUUUGCCUUGAAAAGUAUUAUAUUUUUUCCCCAAAGUUAUAUCAGAAAGUUAGCUCUGGUUAGAGAAGUUAGUUUUAGAAAGAUCCAGAAAACAAAUAUUAAUUAUAUUUUAUUUUGUUUAAUAAGGCAUAUUCUCUAGUUGGGUAUCUAGAGAAGUGAGCACUUACUAUUUCGUAUGUUGUUUUGGGUAACGGAUGUUUAUGGUGUAAUUUGUGAGUAAAUAGGUUUUUUCCUGCAUUUAAAGGUUUGCCUAUUAUUUUGUGUUGUUAGCUUUUGAAAAAAUAUUGAUUUAUUUAAUUUAGUUUCUUAUGUGAAAAUAAAAUAUGUAAGGCACCUUGUAUAGUGUCUCAUAUGUGAAGUACUCAGUAAAUGCUAGCUAUUUCUAUGAAGAACUUGAAUUGGUUUUAUUUAACCUCACUUUCUUCUGAUUUUAAGUAAGGAGGAGAACUUCUUUGUAAUCUUUUCCUUACCUGAAAGUGAGAAGUCACUACUUCUGAUACUAUAGGAUGGAUGGCUUUCAGUUGAGGACUAUACUUGGUAUAAGGUCUAUACCUUGACCCAAAAGAAGCAAGACCCAGGAUGGAGUGCAUGUAGCCACUAGAUUCUGUUUAUGAACCUAGUGUUUCCUCUGCAUUGACAUCAGUAGGCCAGCUUUGUCUCUUCCUUACACAGAGAUAAGACAUAAGAUGGUUUAGAUGCAGGGUGGAGGAGAGAAAGAAAUAUUGAAUUAUGGAGGAAGGCAGCUCAUUUCCUCAGGUCGCAAAAGAUGCUUAGCUAACACUCUUCUGGGUGUGAAGAGAAAAAUGCAUACAUUGUUUUAUAAGGAUGUGAAUAGUGAUCUUUUUUUAAAAAUUUGUUUAUUGGGUGCGUUGGAUCUUCAUUGCUGUGUGCGGGCUUUCUCUAGUUGCGUGAAGCAGGGGAUAAUUUUUGUGGGGUGUGGGCUUCUCAUUGCAGUGGCUUCUCUAGUUGCAGGGCAUGGGUGCUAGGCGUGCAGGCUUCAGUAGUGGUGGCACGUGGGCUCAUUAGUUGUGGCUCACGGGCUCUGGUGCACAGGCUUAGUUGCUCUGCAGCAUGUGGGAUCUUCCUGGACCAGGGCUCGAACCUGUGUCCCCUGCAUUGGUAGGUGGAUUCUUAAACACUGCGCCACCAGGGAAGUCCUAUGGUACUCUUAAGUAUGAAAUCAGCUUUUAAAUUGAUGUUAUAUGUCAAAACUAUAAUGAAGACUUUAAAUUAAAAAAAGCUUUGUCUCAGAAAGCUAGAGUUUCCAGGAUUAAUAACUGACCAGUUUGAAAAUUAUACUUUAUAUAAUGAUGUCAAAAGCUUGUUUCCCUGCCCUUCCCAGCAGUAGGAAAUUGUCAGUCAUUUCUCUAAUUUCAGGUUUCAUGAGUCAGAAGCCCUUCUAAAUUGACUCUGGACUUUGAUUCCAUGACAUACAUGUAUCUAAUGAGUUGUGAGUUGACACAAGAACCAUAGUUCUAUAAUUAUCUUCAAAUCAAUAGGUAUAUUAAGUGUGUUUUUCCUCAGAGGUUGUUAUGAAACUGAUGGUGUAUUUUGUAAUUGAUGACAUUUUAGGAUUAAGAAAGUAAUGUGGUUUUUUUAACCAAUAAUAAAAUACACAAAUUUGUAAAUGAUUUACUCAUUACCAAAGUAAAAUGAAAUAUUUCACUUUAGCCACAUGCAAUUAAAUAUGUCAACUUGAAUGGAAGAGAAGGGAUGGCCCUAUAGCCAGUGUACCAUGAAUUGUGCCUUACUGUGUGUUGUGUGUGAACCUCACUUGCUGUGUGUGCCAGGGUGGAAGGAAGUAUUAGAAAUGCUGAUCUACACUUUACUGGGAGGGUAGAAGGUAGGGAUGGCUUUUUUUCCACAGUGCUGCUUUGGACAUCCAUUAACCAAGGAAUUCAAAUCUCUCCCUUUCCUCCUUCCUCUCACCUCCCUAGUAAAGGGAGUUUAAGAUAAAGAACUGGACAUACAAGCUCCUUUCUGCCUUUUUUUUUUUUUGGAUGUGUUAUGGCUGCAGACAGCCUAUGUUGUGGUCUCUUGCCAGAAAUGUUGUAGGUUUUGCAGUGAAGACUCUCUGUCCUUGCAAGGGGAGACCUGUAGUUGUGCAGGAUUGCCCAUGUCUUGGUGAGCAUGUCUGUCUAAUUCUGCUUUUGAUAUUAGGUGGCCAUUGUUGUCACAAACUUAAAUCACAUCCUCUAACCUAGACUUUUUCAGCAAUAAAUCUGACAUAUUAAAUCUCUACAUGACUUUUUGUCUCUCAAGUGGCUCAAAAAGUCAGGAGGGGAAAGGGAUGUUAUUUUUUUUUAAUUAAUUAAUUAAUUUAUUUUAUUGGCUGUGUUGGAUCUUUUUUGCUGUGCGCAGGCUUUCUUUUUAGUUGCGGUGAGUGGGGGCUAGUCUUCAUUGUGGUGCACGGUCUCCUCAUUGCUGUGGCUUCUUUUGUUGUGGAGCACGGGCUCUAGGCGCGUGGUCUUCAGUAGUUGCAGCACAUGGGCUCAAUAGUUGUGGCUCAUGGGCUCUAAAGCACAGGCUCAAUAGUUGUGGCACACGGGCUUAGUUGCUCCACAGCAUGCGGGAUCUUCCUGGAGCAGGGAUUGAACCCGCGUCCCCUGCAUUGGCAGGCGGAUUCUCAACCACUGCGCCACCUAGGAAUCCCAAGGGGUGUUAUUUUAUGACUCCCUCAAACCCUAACAAAUAUUAAUUCAAAUUAUAUUUCAAUGUAAGCAUGAGGCAAAAACCAAAUUUUUUCUAAUUUUAGAUUUUUUUUAGAUCAUGGAAAUUCUAUUGAAAACGGGUGAUGUUACUUACAAGGCAACAUGCAAACAUUUGUUCAGGAUAUUUAAAAGGUCUACUGACUUAGCAUUGUGCUAGACCACAAUAUUGACUCUAGAUUUAAUUUGAAGGAAAGAAUAUGAAACAAUAUCUCUGCCCACCCUGUCAACAUUGAGUAUAAUUUACAUAUAAUAAAGUGCACUUGUAAGUUUACAGUUUGAAGAGUUUUGACACCAUUACCAUCAAGAUGUAGAGUAUUUCCAUCACCUAAAAAAUUCUCUAAUGCUCAUUUGUAGUCAGUUCUCUCCACCUCAACAACCAGCACUACUCAACUACUAAUUUGCUUUCUGUGACUAUAAAUUGAUUUGACUUUUCUCUAAUUUCAAAUAAGUAGAUCAUACACUAUAUACUCUUUCUGACCUUUUUCACUUAGCGUAAUACUUUUGAAAUCCAUCUGUGUUGAGGUUCAUCCGUGUUACUGCGUGUACCAGUAAUGUGUUCCUCUUUAUUGCUGUUACUCUGUUGUGUGGGUAUAGCACAGUUUGCAGUUAUUCCUGUCUGUUGAUGGACAUCUAGGUUGUUGAUGCACAUCUGAGUUUUGAUCUAUUAUGAAUAAAGCCGCUAUAUACGUAUGUUACAAGUUUGUGUGGAUAUAUGUUUAAGUACCUGGAGGUGAAAUUGCUGAGUUUUAUGAUAAGUGUAUGUGUAGCUUUUGAGGAAACUGACUCUUCCGAAGUAUUUGUACUGCUUUGUAUUCUGACCAGCAAUGGAUUAAAAAACUUUCAGUUGUGCCAUAUCCUUGUCAGUGCUUGCUACCGCUGUUGGUUUUCAUUUUAGCGACUUUAGUGGAUGUAUAAUGGAUCUCAUUGUGGUUUUAAUAUGCAUUUUAAUAUGCAUUUAAUAUGAUGUUGAGCAUCUUUUAUAUGCUUAUUUGACAUUUGUGUAUCUUUUUUUGGAAAGUACCUUUUUAAAUAUUUUGCCCAUUUUUCAUUUGGGUUAUCUUAUUGAGUUGUAAAAAAUUUUUCUAUAUUCUGGAUAAAAAUCCUGAGAUAUAUGUAUUGUGAAUAUUUUGUCCGCAUCUGUGGCUUGCUUUUUUGUUUUCUUAAUGAUACCUUUUGAAGAGCAGAAGUUUCUAAUUUUGAUGAAGUUCAGUAUAUUUCUUUUAUGGUUGUAUUUUUUGUGUGCUAAGAAAUCUGUGCUUACUCCAAGAUCAGAAAGAUUUUCUGUUUUCUACUAGAAGUUUAGCAGUUUUAGCUUUUAUACUUAGAUCUGAUUCAUUUCACAUUAACUUUUAUGUAAUGUAUGAGGUAAAGGGCUGGAAUUUUGAUUGGAAUUGUAUCGAAUCUGUAUAUCAGUUUGGGAAGAAUUCCCAUCCUAACAGUAUCAUAUCUUUGAAUUCAUAAUUAUGGCAUAAUUGUCAUUGUUUUAGAUCUUUAAUUUCUUAGUAAUGUUUUUUUAGUUUUCUGUGAAUGUCUUGUCUAUAUUUUAGUUAUGUUUAUCCCUAUUUCAUAGUUUUGAUGCUUUAAGAAGAGCUUUUAAAAUUUCGUUUUCCAGUUUGAUACUAUAACAUAGAAAUAUAAUCAAUUUUUGUAUAUUGACCUUGUAGCCUAGAACCUUAAUAAUUCACUUAUUAGUUGCAUUAGCUUUUUUGUAGAUUCUUUAGGCUGUUCUACAUAUAUUAUCAUGUUGUGAAUAAAGACAGUUUUCCUUCUUUCCAAACUGAAUGCCUUUUAUUUCCAUCUCUUGCCUUAUUACACUGGCUGGAACCUCCAGCACAAUGUUAAAUAGAAGCUGUGAGAAUGGACAUUCUUGCUCUUGUUUAUAAUCUUUUGGUCUUUCACCAUUAAGGAUGAUGGUAGCUGUAGUUUUUGUAUAUAUCCUUUAUUAAAUUGAGGAAGUGCCUUUCCUAGUCUGUUAAACACCCUUUUUAUAACAAGUGGGUAUUGAAUUUUGAUAAAUGUGUUUUCUGCAUCCAUCAUAAGAUCAUAUGAUUUUUCUCUUAUUUUGUUAAUAUGAUGAAGUACAUGUAUUUUUCAAAUGUCAAAUCAACUGCAUUUCUGAGAUAAAAUAUACCUAUUUAGUUAUGAUGGAUUAUCCUUUUUAGGUCCUUUUUGAUUCAAUUUGGUAAUAUUUUAGUAAGGAUUUUUAUGUCUAUGUUCAUGAAAAAUAUUGGUCUGUAGCUUUCUUGUAAUAUUUUUUUUUUGUUCUUGAAUCAGUAAUGCUGACCUCAUUAAAAAUAGAGGUUGAAAAGUAUUUCCACCUGCUCUUUUCUCAAAGAAUUUCUACAGAUCUGGUAUUUUUGUUCAAUAGUGUUUAAUAGAACUAACAAGUGUUGUCUUCUAGACCUAGCAUUUCCUUUUUGGGAAAGUUUAAAAUUAUAAGUUAAGCUUCAAAAAUAGCUACAACAUAGACCUUGUCAAUUGUGUCACACUGAGUGAUAGUAUGGUUUGUUUAAAUUAGGAUUCCCCCCAAAAGUCCGUUUGUUGCAUUGCUGUUAUGUCUCUUAAUUAGUCUUUUAUAAUCUAUAGGUUCCCUUUCAUUUUUUUCCUUGUAAUUUAUUUUUUUAAAAACUGAGUUGUUUGUCCUUUAGAAUUUUCUACUCUUUGUAUUUUGUCUAUUGCAUCCCACCUAAUGUCAUUUUUUAAAAAAUUUAUUCAUUUUUGGCUGCGAUGGGUCUUUGCUGUGCAUGAGCUUUCUCUAGUUGUGGCAAGCAGGGGCUACUCUUCAUUGCGAUACAUGAGCUUCUUAUUGCUGUGGCUUCUCUUGUUGCAGAGCAGGGGCUCUAGGCAUGUGAGCUUCAGUAAUUGUGGUGCGUGGGCUCAGUAGUUGUGGCUCUCAGGCUCUAGAGCACACGCUCAGUAGUUGUGGCACAUGGGCUUAGUUGCUCUGCAGCAUGUGGGAUCUUCCCAGCCCAGGAAUUGAACUCAUGUCCCCUGCAGUGGUAGGGGGAUUCUUAACCACGGAGCUACCAGGGAAGUCCCCCCCCCCAAUGUCAUUAAUGUUCCUCUGUACCUACAUUUCCAAUACAGUAAUUAGAAUUCUUCAAUUUUCUGUAAAGAAUACAUCAUGGGUAGUUUUGGAUACCUAGACCAGAAGUUAAAUGUUCCUGGCUCUCUCUCUCUUUGUAAUGUCAACAGUCAUUGACUAUCAUUGCCUAGAUUCAUUGUUUCAUUAAAGGCUACAAAAUGGUGAUGAGUGUUAGAAUUUUGAUGUUAGAGAACAUCUUUGAAGAAAAACUUCCCCAUAUCAACUGUUUUGUUACCUUGGAAACAACUUAUGUAGUGUAGGCAGUUUAUGUAGUGGAGGCUUUGUUCUCCCCUUUAUUUAGCACUUUUGAAAAUAAUAGGUUGGUUCUCUAGUAUCCUCCAAAGGUGACUAGUGAGGUGUUCUGUUUUGUUUUUGUUAUCAUUAUGAAGUCAUGCAUUGAGACAUAUAUGAUAUGUUUCAGUCCUUGCAGUUAUUAUUCAUAUUGAUGUUGUGUACAUCCCGAACUUCUGUAGAUCAUGCCAAGUUCAUUUUUUCAAAAUGGCUCUAAUUUUAUACCCCACCAACAAUGUAUUAGAGUUUCUAAAGCAUACUUGGUAUUUUCAGACUGUAAAAUUUUUACAAAUAUGAUUGGUGUAUAAGGGUGCUAAAAGUGUGCACACACACACGUGAUUUCACUGCAUAAAUGUGUGUGUGUAUAUAUAUAUAAUUGUGAUUUCACUGCUUAUUCAUGUUAGAAAUUUAUGACAUGAACUAUUGAUUUUUUAUUGUAGAGUAUGAUUUGGCUCUCUUACAUUUUCUCAAUAUAUUUACUUACUACUUCUGCAUCUGUUCCCAAUGUAGUUGAUUAUAAUUUUGGCCUCAAUCUGUAUUCAUUGUUUAAUAUUACCAUGUAAGUAUUAUACAUAGUUAAUCUCACCUAGUCUAUUAUUUUACUUUCUUGUACUUCUCUUUGUUUUUUGUGGAGUCAAUAAUUGCCUUGUUUUUUUGUUCUUUAGUUUUCCAUGUAUAAAUUACAAAUAUCCCCUCUGACUAAUAGAAAUAUAAUACUCCCCUCAAUAUUCCAAAUAUAAAAUAAUCCAUUAAUUUUUUCUUUCUUUUUAACCUACAGACAUCCAUACCCCUCUCUCCUGCCUUAAUCUCGUUUCACUGUGUUCUACUGCAGAGCUGUUGCCUUGAGUUCUCUUUCCUCGUUGUUCUUGGAAUUCUCUUUGCUUAUUCCUUGUAUUGAACUCAAGAAAGAGAAAUAUUUACCCAGUUGUUCAGAUUUUAGUGUGUGGACUUGCUCUGGUUGAAAGUUGUUAGGACGCAGGUAUGUCUGGUGUGCUCCUCUUUCCUCUUCUGUGGUGUGGAAUGGGGUGGGUGACCUGGGAGGGCGAAUAUAAGGUUGUGAAUGAAUGGUAGAGAUACUGAUAUUGAUGGAAAGUCAAGAAGCCCAACUAUCUUUCUCUCUUUUCUUCCAAAGUACUUCGAGCCUAGGGCUAACGCCCCACAUGUGGCCCAGGGCAGCUCAGGCUAAACAAUAGGGUCAAAUGUUCUCUCUUGCUAUGAGUCUCUUUUUCUCUGGUUCCAUUUCUGGUAUACCCUGAGAGCAGUCAUAGUUGCAGCAACUUAGACUCAGGUUCAGUGGUGGUGAGAAGGGCACGAAGUGGGGGAGCAGUGAAAAGAGAGCAAAACUUCAUGGCUUGUUUUGUUUUGAAACUAUGACAGGUAGUUUAGGAAAAAUGACUGUUUUGUGUAAUGUGGGUAUUUCUGCAUUAAAGUCUAAGGCCAAAGGCAUAGCUAACAGUGAAUACUACUCUGCCUUGAUUAUUCCACGGCGCUUUGUGUUUGUGGCUCAAAUAAGAAACUUGUGGAGAGGGGUGGCCGUACUCUGGGAAAGGACUCUUGCUUUCCAUGGUCUUCUAGUCAAAGUACCACUUUAAUAGCCGUACCAAUAUCACAAUCUUUUCUAACACACUUGACCUAGUUGGUUAGAUCAUGAGAUUGUCUUAAAGAUUAUGAGAUGGUGUUAAAAUUAUCUUCCUGUCUGCUAUAUCCUAUCGGGACCAGGUGGGAUUUAAUACUAGCCAGUUAGAUAAUCAGAACAGUCCUGCAUAGAAAGUUUGACACGCUAAGUAGUCAGAAACAAGUUUCCCAUAACAAAAAACUGUUUGCAUAACACGGUUGGUAAGUCUUAUAAAUAAAUGAGGAAUAGAUGGCAAACAAUGCUGAAGUUUUUCUUCCUUUGGCAGUUCUUUUUAGAAUAAGCCAGACUCAACAAUAAAAAGACAUUAUGUCCCCCUGAAAUUCACAUGGUGAAGCCCUAACCCCCCAACGUGACUGUAUUUGCAGAUAGGACCUUUGAGGAGGUAAUUAAGGUUAAAUGAAGUCAUAAGGGUGGGCCAGUGUGACCAGUAUCCUGUUAAAAAGACACCAGGGAUGCAUGUAUACAGAGAAGGCCAUGUGGCAAGAUAGCAACAAGGCAGUCGUCACAAGCCAAGGAGAGAGGCCUUGGGAGAAACCAAAUCUGCCAGUACCUUGACCUUGGACCUUCAACCUCCAGAACUGUGAGAAAAUAAAUUUUUGUUGUUGAAGUCAACCAGUCCAUGGUUAAAAAGACAUAUUAUCCAAAUUAAAAUUGCACAAAUGAUUUGAAUGGCUGUUUCUCCAGAGAAGAUAUACAAAUGGUCAAUAAGCAUACAAAAAUAUUCUCAACAUUAUUUGUCACUAGGAAAAUGUAAAUCAAAACCACAGUGAGACACCACUUCAUACCCAUUAGGAUGAGUAUAAUAAUUUAAAAGAGAACAGCAAGUAUUGAUGAGGAUGUGGAGAAAUUGAAACCCUUGUAACAUUGCUGGUGGGAAUGUAAAAUGGUGUAGUCACUUGGGAAAACAUUUGGCAGUUUCUUAAAAAGUUAAACAUAUACUUAGUAAGUGACCCAGCAGUUUUACUCCCAGGCAUAUAGAAUUGAAAACAAUAUGUUCCCACAAAUAUUCAUACACAGCUGUGGUUAUCAGCAUUAUUAAUAACAGCCAAAUAAUGGAAUCAACCCAAAUGCCCAUCAACUGAUGUAUGGAUAAACAAAAUGUGGUAUAUUCACAUGGUGAAAUAUAUACUAUUCAGCCAUAAGUCAGGAAUGAAGUCCUGAUUCACACCACACCAUGGAUGAACCUUGAAAAUAUUAUGUAGACAGUAAAGGCCACAUGUUGUAUGAUUCCAUUUAUGUCCAGAAUAGGCAAGUCUGUAGAGAUACGGUGGCUGCCAGGAGCUGGGGGAAAGGUGAAUUGGGAGUGACUGCAAAUGGGCAUGUGGUUUCUUUUUGGGAUGAUGAGGAGGUUCUGGAAUUAGGAGUGAUGAUUGCACUCUGUGAAUAUGCUACAGUACUUUACAAGGCAAAUUUUAUUAAAUGUGGGUUUUAUUCCAAUGAACAAGCCAGAAUCAGCGUUCUGGGUGGUGAACCUGAAGUAAAGGAAGAGUGAGAUUAUGCCUUGACUAUUAGUAGUGCUAACUUCUGAAUGAAGCUUUGUUUUUCCCCCAUGAACAUGGGUGAUGAAUAUAUACAUUUAUAUAUAAAUCUAGAUGUCGCAUUGUCCACAUACAUGGAAGAAAAACAAAAGCUUCUUUCACAAGUAAAAUAUUCUCCAAAAACAUGUUUCUUAUUCAUUGGUUAGCAUGGUAAAAAACAUUUCAGAAGUUUGAGCCAGAUCUCUUUUGCUGAGCUAGCCCUACCUCAGCUGAAAAUCACCAAGCCAUCAGGACUGUGACAGUCUUGUUUUUCUGAUGUCAUCCAAAAAUAUCUUUUAAAAAACUGCGGGAAAAAAAAAAAUCAUAAGCUCACUCCUGGGGAUUGUUGCUACUCAAAGUGUGUUCUCAUACUGGCAGCAUCAGCAUCUAGGAUACACCCCAGACCUACUGUGUCAGAAACUUUGUGUUUUCACAAGCCUUCCAGAUGACUCUGAUGCAUGCUAAAGUUUGAAAAGCACUGAUCUAGAGAAUUUACAAGUAGGAAGGGCCACACAUUUAUGCUGAUUUUUAAAAUAAUAAAUAUUUGGAUUCUUUACAGGUAGCAAGUUAGGCAUAAUACUGUCUCCCUUACCAUCCAUCCAAACUGGUAACUUUGAGGCCCCUUUGCACCCAGAUCUUGGUUUCUAAAUUCCCUUCUUCAUCAACACUGUUCUAUUCUUGCAACUUUACCUUCGACAUUGUUUUAAAAUAAAAAAUUUUAAAUAUUUCAAUUUAAAGACAGGAGGUGACCUGAAACACACACACACACACAAAUCACACACGUUUUCCAAAACUGAUAAUACGGAACUCAGAUUGAGUGU